This is a messenger RNA of Funneliformis mosseae, 263 nucleotides long. Lineage: Eukaryota; Fungi; Glomeromycota; Glomeromycetes; Glomerales; Glomeraceae. The record is from the annotation of a GenBank genome assembly.
UAAUAUUAUUUGAAAAUGCUGAAUUUGUAGAUAAGGAUUUAAUUAUACCAUUUGAUGAAAUAUUAGCUAUUGAUAUUCUGCAGACUACAUUAAGUCAAAUGAUUAAAUUUGUUAAAGCAUAUAAUAUCAAAGAAAUAUGGACAUUUAUUGAUAAUGAAAAUAAUGAUAAGUAUUCAGAUUUAGAAGAUGAAUUUCAAGAAGAUGAUAAUAUUAGUGAUAAGAAAAAUGAACCUUUAGUAUUAUUAUUGCAAAAUCUAGAGUAA